GAAAAUUACUGACCGACCUUUUGAUGUCUCUUUCAGGGACACCUGUGUGGUUCUUUGUGAAAAUUGCUCCAAUUCGAAAUGAACAGGAUAAAGUGGUUUUAUUUCUUUGCACUUUCAGUGACAUAACAGCUUUCAAACAGCCCAUUGAGGAUGAUUCAUGUAAAGGCUGGGGGAAGUUUGCUCGGCUGACCAGAGCACUGACGAGCAGCAGGGGGGUCCUGCAGCAGCUGGCUCCCAGCGUGCAGAAAGGCGAGAACGUCCACAAGCAUUCCCGCCUGGCUGAGGUUCUACAGCUGGGCUCAGACAUCCUUCCCCAGUACAAGCAAGAGGCACCAAAGACUCCCCCUCACAUCAUCUUACAUUACUGUGUUUUUAAGACCACGUGGGAUUGGAUCAUCUUGAUCUUAACCUUCUACACAGCUAUCCUGGUCCCUUACAAUGUCUCCUUUAAAACCAGGCAGAACAACGUGGCCUGGCUGGUUGUGGAUAGUAUCGUGGAUGUGAUCUUUUUGGUGGACAUUGUGCUGAAUUUUCAUACUACUUUUGUUGGACCAGCUGGGGAGGUGAUUUCUGACCCCAAACUCAUCCGCAUGAACUACCUGAAGACGUGGUUUGUGAUUGACCUUCUGUCCUGUUUGCCAUAUGAUGUCAUCAACGCUUUUGAGAACGUGGAUGAGGUUAGUGCCUUUAUGGGUGAUCCAGGGAAGAUUGGUUUUGCUGAUCAGAUUCCACCACCCCUGGAGGGGAGAGAGAGUCAGGGCAUCAGCAGCCUAUUCAGCUCACUGAAGGUUGUCCGGCUGCUACGUCUUGGGCGAGUGGCCCGUAAGCUGGACCACUACAUUGAAUACGGAGCCGCUGUGCUGGUGCUGCUGGUGUGUGUGUUUGGGCUGGCUGCUCACUGGAUGGCCUGCAUCUGGUACAGCAUUGGGGACUACGAGAUCUUUGAUGAAGACACCAAGACCAUCCGCAACAACAGCUGGCUCUACCAACUGGCGAUGGACAUUGGCACCCCUUACCAGUUCAAUGGAUCUGGCUCAGGGAAGUGGGAAGGUGGUCCCAGCAAGAAUUCCGUCUAUAUCUCCUCAUUGUAUUUCACUAUGACCAGCCUUACCAGCGUGGGCUUUGGAAACAUUGCCCCAUCCACAGACAUCGAGAAAAUCUUUGCAGUGGCCAUCAUGAUGAUUGGCUCACUUCUCUAUGCCACCAUCUUUGGGAACGUGACGACCAUUUUCCAGCAGAUGUACGCCAACACCAACCGGUACCAUGAGAUGCUCAAUAGCGUUCGGGACUUCCUGAAGCUCUACCAGGUGCCAAAGGGCUUGAGUGAGCGAGUCAUGGAUUAUAUCGUGUCUACCUGGUCCAUGUCCAGAGGCAUCGACACAGAGAAGGUUCUGCAGAUCUGCCCCAAGGACAUGAGAGCUGACAUCUGCGUGCACCUGAAUCGCAAGGUGUUCAAGGAGCACCCAGCUUUCCGGUUGGCCAGUGACGGCUGCCUGCGGGCACUGGCCAUGGAGUUUCAGACAGUGCACUGCGCCCCAGGGGACCUUAUCUACCAUGCAGGAGAGAGUGUUGACAGCCUCUGCUUCGUGGUCUCCGGCUCCCUGGAGGUGAUCCAGGAUGAUGAGGUGGUGGCUAUUCUAGGGAAAGGAGACGUGUUUGGAGAUGUGUUCUGGAAGGAAGCCACCCUUGCCCAGUCCUGUGCCAAUGUUAGGGCCUUGACCUACUGUGACCUGCAUGUGAUCAAACGGGAUGCCCUGCAGAAAGUGCUAGAAUUCUACACAGCCUUUUCCCACUCCUUCUCCCGGAACCUCAUUCUCACCUACAACUUGAGGAAGAGGAUCGUGUUCCGGAAGAUCAGCGACGUGAAGCGGGAGGAGGAAGAGCGCAUGAAACGCAAGAAUGAGGCCCCCCUGAUCUUGCCCCCGGACCACCCUGUCCGGAGACUCUUCCAGAGGUUCCGACAGCAGAAGGAGGCCCGGCUGGCCGCGGAGAGAGGCGGCCGCGACCCGGACGACCAGGAUGUGGAGAAGGGCGGUGCCAUCCCCGAGCACGCGGCCAACCACAGCCUGGUGAAGGCCAGUGUGGUCACCGUGCGUGAGAGCCCCGCCACGCCCGUGGCCUUCCAGGCGGCCUCCGCAGCGGCGGUGUCGGACCAUGGCCGGCUGCACGCGCCCGGCGCUGAGUGCCUGGGCUCCAGGGCAGCCGGCGGCGACUGCGCCAGGCGCAAAGGCUGGGCCCGCUUCAAGGAUGCCUGCGGCAAGGGUGAGGACUGGAGCCAGGUGGCCAAGGCCGAGUCCAUGGAGACGCUCCCCGACAGGACCAAGGCGUCCGGAGAGGCCACCCUCAAGAAGACAGACUCUUGUGACAGCGGCAUCACCAAGAGCGAUCUGCGUCUGGACAACGUCGGUGAGGCCAGGAGCCCUCAGGACCGGAGCCCCAUCCUGGCGGAGGUCAAGCAUUCUUUCUACCCCAUCCCCGAGCAGACGCUGCAGGCCACGGUCCUGGAGGUGAAGCACGAGUUGAAGGAGGACAUCAAGGCCUUGAACACCAAAAUGACAAAUCUUGAGAAACAGCUCUCUGAGAUACUCAGGAUAUUAACUUCCAGAAGAUCCUCUCAGUCUCCCCAGGAGCUGUUUGAAAUAUCGAGGCCCCAGUCCCCAGAAUCAGAGAGAGACAUUUUCGGAGCAAGCUGAGUGGUCUAAAAAAAGAGUCAAAGACCAAAACCCACCGCCCUUCCCUGGACACCAUCCCCACCACACACACCUACAUGACCAACAACUUCCAAAGUAGGCUUUCCUGACAGAAAAUCAAAGUGGGACCAGUCGCUUAGGCAAGCGCGCUCUUUCUCUAUCUGGGCACAGAUACGGGAAGAGGCUUGUGUUACCACCCUGCUAGAUGACAGCUGUUUUCCAGCUGUCUGCACAAUUUUGGAAGAGGGGGCAUGCUGAGGGUAUUUUCCUUCAUUUUUAAUUUUUUUACUGCCACGAUAUUUGUAAAAGAUGACAACCCACCAGAAAAGAAGAGCAGCUAUUUGGGGAUUGGUGGGAAAGCACUGGAGAACCCCUCAUGUAUAUACCAGACUGGGCUCCUUCACCAAGACCCCAAAGACUGCGGUGGGCACAGGGAUUUCCCAGCAUUCCCUGUCCUUGUACAGCCCAUGUCUGUUGUCACCUUAUAUUUUCCCACAGUCAUCAUUUGUAACAAGCUCGGGACAAGGGGAGUUUGAGGGCCAGAGAGGUUAGGGCCUUGUGACUUUCUGUCUUUAAGGCCGGAAAGCAGGGUGGUGCUCUGGGCGCCUCCUCGGCUCUCCUUUCCCAAGUGUAAGAGCUGCACGGGGCCCUUCAGGAGGCAGAGAAUCUCUGGGCUGUGGUCGGCAGCCUGCUGUCACAGGAGAGGCCUCAGAUGAACCUCUGGCCCUGCUCCAUGCCACUGGCCUCAUUGCAUGGGCCCCUUUGCUUCUUUUCCUUCUCGGCCUCUUCCCAAGUGUUCCUGUGGCAUUUCUCAGGGUGUGGGGCACCGGCAGGAAGGGUGAUGAGCCCAGAGUUGCUUUACUAGCAAAGCAGACACACAGACACACACAUACAACCUCAGAAAAAUGAUUGUAGCAAGUCCUCUGUUUAUAUUAUGAUUCUCACCGGGAUUGAUGGCCCUUCAGCAGUUUGCAUUAUGUCCAUUGCAUGGGGUCGUUAUAGGACACUUGGGAGCCAUGCCUGGCCUUAUUUUAAGAUUAACCUUUCUUUUACUAAAGGUCAGUAGGAUUUCAAGAAAAACCAUGAAGACGUCAGGGUCACGGUUGUACUUGCUUCAGGAACAGAAGGAGAAUGAGGUGGCAGGUUCUCAAGCUGUGUGAGGUGAUGGACAGAGACGGCCAUGGAGCUGUGGGCCCAGAGAAGGUCUGAGCUCAGAGGGACAGUCACAGAGCCACCUGUGGGUCAUCCAGGUCCCUAUGCCAUGAUGCUUGGGGACACCCCAUGGCCUCCUAGUCACCUGGGGUCAGAUUAUUCACGUGCUCCUUUCAAUGGCAUCGGAGAAAGGAAAGAGGGCCCUCCCAGGCAGAGUGGAGCUAGCUCAGGGGUUAUGCCCUGCCCUAACAGUUGACAAGCAGGGUUGGAAGUUCAGCUCUAAGAACUAGCUUGGAGAGAGUAGAAUUAGGACCUGGACUAUUGGUGACAGCAGGGACCCAGCCAGCAUGUGUCACACUGCAUGUGUCACACUGCAGCACCCUCACCCUUAGUGCUUGGUGUAGCUUAGCUGUACAAAUCCAGAACCGGUGUUAAUCCCCUCAGUACCGAAGGGGACCUGCCAGGCUGGCACUUGCCCUACCAAAGAUAGAAUUUCUGAAGGCCUCCCGUCUGGGCCCAUCUCUCCCCUCGGCCCUUUGGUCCUGUUCGGUGGCCAUGGCAGAUCCCAGGACGUGGCCCUCAGUUGUCUGGGCAAAAUGGGGCUGUCCUCUCCCGGCUGCCAGCAUUGGUGCAGAUGGCCCUGGGGAACAGAGUCCAGGGGGUCAAGGGAAGGGCCCUUCCCCAGGGGUCCCCGUACACUUAUGCAGCUUCUCAUGGGAGGCUUACCGGGUGGCCGCUGGCUUCCUGAGGCUGCAGCAUUAUUAGAUUUAGCCUCAGACGGCAGCAUACAAAUAGGAGGAAGUGUAACUUCCCAAGGCCAAGUCUUAACUGUUUGUGACUCUAGAUAAAGCACUGAGACUUUCAGUCUCUUUGAGAAGCUGCCAACUAGUCCAGAGACUAUAAAAUAUCUGGAAUCCCAUCUGCCCCCAGAAUGUUCUAGUUUGCUGUUCCUUAAAUGUGCUCAUUAGCCUGCUUCUAAAGUUUAGUACCCACUACUUUUAAGUCAGGGCAAGGGCCCUGGAUGACUCUAUCAUCCAGCUUCAGAAGC
Molecule: messenger RNA, 4890 nt
Organism: Panthera uncia (snow leopard)
Lineage: Eukaryota; Metazoa; Chordata; Mammalia; Carnivora; Felidae
Gene: KCNH1
Product: potassium voltage-gated channel subfamily H member 1
Exons: 8
Coding region: 24-2693 (889 amino acids)
Biological process (GO): regulation of membrane potential; potassium ion transmembrane transport
Cellular component (GO): membrane
Molecular function (GO): delayed rectifier potassium channel activity
Source: RefSeq, a predicted model, not a curated record